This is a messenger RNA of Oldenlandia corymbosa var. corymbosa, 2334 nucleotides long. Lineage: Eukaryota; Viridiplantae; Streptophyta; Magnoliopsida; Gentianales; Rubiaceae. The record is from the annotation of a GenBank genome assembly.
AUGUCCACCAACAAGAAGAUGGUCUCUACCAUCCUUACUUCCAUUCAUUCUGCCUUUCGGCAGCUAGAUCUGCUGGAGCAACUGAAGGGAGUUGAUAGCUCCAGGGAGCGUAGAUCUUUGAAGCGAGCAAGAUAUUGGUUAAGGACAGUCAAACUGUUUGUUCUUUCUGCCAGAAAGUUGGGAAAUGAUGCAAAUCUCAUGUCUUUCUUGAUAAAGGUUCGGGAAGCUGUUGGCAAACUUGCAAAGCAUGCAAAUAGUAUUCGUCGUCAUUGCCUUGGUUAUGAAGAUCCCAUUGACGACGUUCAAGAAGGCCUGGAUUCUAUCUUGGAGGAAUUUGGUGAGUGGUACGGUACUCUCUUGAAUACCCCGGCGCAGUCAACUUUACUCAGGAAAGAUGAAAUCUUGGAAAUCAUGGACUCCUUCCUAGAGAAUCUCGUGGAAUUCCCCAAAGUUGAAGCUAAAUCUUCCGUCCCUACUACUCUGCUAGAUGCCAUGAAUACCUUGGGAGAGCAGAUGUCAUUCCUGAAAAGUCUCAUCCUUUUUGUCACACAGACACAAGGUAACAAUGAACUCGAAGAACAUUUGUCGUCUCAUGUCAGAGAUGUUGCUAUCUGUGCUGGAUAUCUCCUCACAUUUGCAUCUUAUAACUGUGAUAAUGAAAAUCUUGAAGAACUAUUGUCGGGGAUUGAAACAUUGGUGGACUCUAUCAAGCCUAUUCAUCCAGAAAGCUGUGAGGCUUACAUUGACGCCCUGAAUAGCUUGAAGCAGGCAGGACGGUUACUUGAUGCUCCCACUGAUCAAGGAACGGAUGACAAAGCCCUUACAUCAACAAAGAAUUUCAUUGAUUCUCUCAUACUAUGCCAUGGGACAUGUUGUCAUCCGAUAAUAUCUGUGCUGGAAGAUACAGAAUUAGACCUCAGUAUGCUUCAUGAUUUGUUAGAAGCAAUCACGAACGUGUUGGCGAAACUUGGUCAUAAAGAUUUACAAGUAUCAAUGUUUAGUCAAUUGGGCUUUUUUGACUUUUUAUUAGGAAAAAUGAUGGAGCAUAUGAAUAGCAAUGCUGAACAAUCUGCCAAGAGUCAAGCUCAAAGUAUUAGAGAGGAACUCGUCCCCGUGGCAUACAAAGUAGAGGACCUCAUCGACUACACCAUUGUUGGCGAUCUUCCAGAUUCUCUAUCAGCAUCGUUUGACACUAUCAUGGAAGACAUCAGCAAUAUUGAGUCGGAAAUCAAAGUCAUCAACGGGCCAGAAAUCAAAGUGAAGAAAGUAGCCGAGACUCACAGCCGUAUGAAAUCAACAACUCCCUCAAUGUCAAAGGAAAUUGUAGGCUUUCACAAGGAGGCAAACUCAAUCACUAAUCGGCUCAUCAGGGGAUCGAAGAAACUGCAGAUAGUUACCAUCGUGGGUAUGCCUGGAGUAGGCAAGACCACUUUGGCUGAAAAAGUUUAUAACGAUCCAUCUGUCUCGUACAAUUUUUGUGCUUGUGCAUUCACUACAGUUUCUCAGACAUUUGACAAAAUGAGAGUGCUGAUCGACCUCUUGAAACAGGUUUCCCCGGACAAACAUUCUAAGAUUACUCCUGAGAUGACCGUUGAUGAUGUAUCACACCAGCUGAGGCAGAUUUUGAAGCGCAGGUCAUAUCUCAUCCUUUUGGAUGAUAUUUGGGAAGGUGAAGUAUGGCAGCGUUUGCUACAAUGUUUCCCUGAUGAUUCUGUGGGAAGUAGAAUAUUGUUAACAAGUCACUGUCAUGAUGUUGCUCAUGAACCACAUGAACUCAAAGAGCUUAAUAAGGAUGACAGCCUAGAAUUAUUGCAAAGGCAGUUAUUCGGUGAAAAUGGUUGGCCGGUCGAAUUAGGUGAUCUUGGGAUGAAAAUUGCUGAUGUUUGCUGUGGAUUACCUCUCACAAUUGUCAUUGUAGCUGGGAAAGCCAAAGAUGAACAUCUUUUCCAGUUCUUAGAAGGAGGAUAUAACGAGUUGUCAGAGUUUAAUGAACCACGAUAUGCACGGAGGCUAUGCAUUCACUCUCGUGUGGAACAUUUUAUAAAGUCCAAACUGUAUUGUUCUCGUAUUCGUUCCCUUCUUUUCAAUAAUACGAAGAACGAAAUAGUAAAGCAAGAUAUCUCAUUCAUAAUGGAAACCAGCAGACUUCUAAGAGUGUUGGAUUUGGAGAAAAUUUGUCUAUCACACGGGAUCCCUAGUGAAAUUGGUCUACUUGUUCAUUUGGCUUACCUAGCAAUUGGAGGCAACAUAUCGGAGAUCCCACCAUCAAUAGAAAUUAAAGCAUUUUUACGGAAAGGGAGAUUCUUUUGCUGUUUUGCCUGUGGAAAAUUUUGA